Messenger RNA from Rhizoctonia solani, 282 nucleotides. RefSeq names its product peptidase inhibitor i9. NCBI's taxonomy places the organism in Eukaryota, Fungi, Basidiomycota, Agaricomycetes, Cantharellales, Ceratobasidiaceae. The record is from RefSeq and is a predicted model, not a curated record. Bases 1 to 282 code for a protein of 93 amino acids. The transcript is spliced from 3 exons.
AUGAGCAACCCCUCUGUUGUACCCAUGUUCCAGGCUGGCCAAAAUGCUAUCCCUAAUAAAUACCUUAUCAGACUGAAUGAUGAGGCUGACAUAACGGACCACUUGAGCUGGCUCCAACGAGAACACCCCGAUUCUGUUGAUGAUGAGUUGGGGUGCCAAGUUGUCCAUAAAUACACGUUGAUCAAGGGGUAUGCUGCGAUACUCGGCAGGUCUACUCUAGAAGAUUUUACGAGGCGUAACGACGUCGAGUCGAUUACUGAAGACCACAAACCCACAUACUGA